ACAGAUUAUUUUAUAGUAUAACAAAACCUUCGCUUUUUCUUCAAUGGAAUAUAUCACCAAUUUAUUUAACCCUGGAGGAAAAGAAUUUUACGCAGACUGGCUUUAUGGAGGAGUGAAUUUCAGUAUUGGUGGGAACGGAGGGGCUGAAUGCGCAAAGUACCUUUCAGUAUGGACGAGAAGUACAGAGACUAUAUUCAUUAUUUUGCUUUCGAUAUUUGAGGUCAUUUGGGCGUUCCAAAAAUUGACUUUUGAAGGUCAUACCCAAGGUGAUGAUGAUGAAAAUUCUGAGGAAUCAUCAAGAAGUGCGUUUCAUCUGUCAUCUGAUCGUGCUCCUGUUGCCUUGGACUGCGUUGUACAUUCAGUGAAAAAAGUGGAGAGCUCUAAAGACAAGGAUCCUUGGCCAUGGAUGAAACGUGCACUUCUUGUUCUGCUCUGCACAGUGUUCGGGAUCGAAAUUGGAUAUAAAUUUGCGACUAAAUCAAUCAUAUAUCUUCUGAACCCAUGUCAUAUGCUCACUUUCACUCAGAUUUACCUAUUGGCUUCAGACCAUCAGAAGAAAUGCAAAACAUUGAACACUGUAUUUAGAGUCCACCUCUACCUCCUAAAUGGGGCUUUACUAGCAAUGAUAUUCUACGUGGUGAACACUAGAUUUCUUCCGUUUGAGCAAGCAAUAUACUGGAUACAGCACGUCCUCUUGUAUCUUAUUCCUGUAUAUUUAAUCUCACUUGGAGGCUCGUACACUCCAGAUACCUUUUCUGACCUCCGGUGGUCAAUUUUUAGCAUCGGCUGCGGAUUUAUAUACCAUUUUACACUACUUCAAGGUCUUGCCAUGAUUACCCAGACCAACCUUAACAACAUGUUAUGUCCGGCCGUGUCCGAUCCAUUCGAAGGCCAACACUACAGAAAAUGGGCGACGGCACACCAACACGCCAUGAUAAUUCUACACGGAAAAGUUUACGUUUUUCUGGCACGCGCGUUAUCAAGGAUUUUAGCGGCCGUACAAUCAUUUUGCGUUGCUGUGACGUUAAAAAUGUGGAGGUGGACCAUUCAUUUAUGUCUUGCGAGCGCAAGGGCUUAUGUCAGAGUGUGCACGCGAAAACCAGGCGACGCAAAAACAGAUGGCUUGCAAGAAAAUGUAUGCGCGGUACAAAAAAGCAAGGUGGCUUGAGAUGCUAUUCAAGACUUUUUUAAAGCCUGGUGAUCAUUGUGCAUUUAUUCAAACCUUUAUUUUUGAAACUUUCGGUCUCCCGUAUUCAAACUAUUUACAGCACUCUGUGGUUGCUAUAUUCCAUGAACCAGUGGUUCUGAAACUUUUUAAGCCGCGCCCCCUUUUUAGAAUUAGAAUUUAAAGGCCAACACUACAGAAAAUUCUAUUUGGAUUGAACCUAAAUAAUGAAAUAAAUGGAAAGUUUUGAAAUGUAAAUAUCCAAAAUAAGGCGGGCAAGAUCAAAUGUAACAAAUAUUUUUAUUUUUAAUUAGCGCCCCCUCAAAAAUUGUUUACGUCCCUUUUGUGUCCCUUUUCCAACAUUCAAAAACCACUGCAAUAGACCAUUCAAGGGAAAAGAAAAUUUCCAGUAUUGUCAUUUCGUCAAAUUCGUCAGAAUUGUCUUUGCAAGCGAGCAUAUCAUAACUUAAAUUUGAAAUUCUGCCGCUGAUGACCCAAGACCCAUGAAGAUGACUUCUUUUAAUCAAUUCCUGUUUUAAAUCAUUAUUCAGUUCACCUCAGGGGUUGUCAAACUUUGUGUGUAAAAAAUUCGCUGUAGGAAAUUUCACCGCAUAGGAAAAUCGCAAGAGCAUUUCGCUUUAAAACAAGUAUUUGUGAUAAAAACCACUAGGGUUUAAAGAGUUAGGGUAUGCUCUUGAAUAACGAAUUUUUUUUAAAUAAGGCGGCAUGUCAAACUUCAUGUCUAGAAAAUUCGCUGUAGGAAAUCUCACCGCAUAGGAAAAAUCGCAACAGCAUUUCGCUUCAAAACAAGUAUUUGUGAUAAAAACAGUAAGGUUUAUAGGGUUAGUGUAUGCUCUUGAAUAACGAAUCGUUUUUAAAUAAGGCGAUUUUUCCCAUACAACGAAAUUUCCUGCGGCGAAUUAUCCUAGAACUGGUCAGACAAAACAUUACGGCAAUUUUUCCCAUACGACGAAAUUUCCUGUGGCAACGUUAAGGCGAUUUUUCUCAUACGGCGAAAUUUCCUGUGGCGAGAUUUCUUACGACGAAAUUUCCUGCGGCGAAUUAUCCUAGAACCGUCAAAUUUUCAUGUGUGGCCCUUUUUCACGAUUGAACCCCCUCGAAUACAAAAGUUUUGACCGGUAAUUCUAUGUACCACGUUUUAACAUAACAAAAAAUCUUAACGAUCAAAAGGAUAAUUGCAUUCAUUACAGUCAAAUGAAUUUAGAUAAUCACAGCCAGUUUACUUUAAAUUAAUCUAGUCAUUGUGUAUGGCACCUGGCGAGGGCCCUUGCUCUUAGUUGUGGCCCACUAGGAGAACCGCCCUGUGAACCCCUAGGGGGCAGGAAGCCAAGCUCAAAAAACUUGGUUCGAGUUGGGACCAGGGAGGAGGGGGUGUUGAGCUUGGAACCCCCCUUCUUGUGAUUGGAAAAAAAAGGGUGUGUUUCUGUAUCAUACAUAGCAAUUUUUUGGGGCUCCCGAAGUAUGCGAACCAAGAUGGCGGACAUCGGAAUGUAAUAUGUGUAUAGGUUAGGGUUAGGCCAUA
Molecule: messenger RNA, 2708 nt
Organism: Styela clava
Lineage: Eukaryota; Metazoa; Chordata; Ascidiacea; Stolidobranchia; Styelidae
Product: transmembrane protein 164-like
Source: RefSeq, a predicted model, not a curated record